This is a messenger RNA of Columba livia (rock pigeon), 1206 nucleotides long. RefSeq names its product serine palmitoyltransferase small subunit B. Gene Ontology annotation, cellular component: serine palmitoyltransferase complex. Gene Ontology annotation, molecular function: serine C-palmitoyltransferase activity. NCBI's taxonomy places the organism in Eukaryota, Metazoa, Chordata, Aves, Columbiformes, Columbidae. The transcript has 2 exons. Gene Ontology annotation, biological process: endoplasmic reticulum organization; ceramide biosynthetic process. Bases 362 to 604 code for a protein of 80 amino acids. The record is from RefSeq and is a predicted model, not a curated record.
CAAAUUGUAAACAUUUUGUGUUGAUUUUGUGCUUCAGCCUUGUACAUUCCUCCCUACCUGCUGCUCUUCAACUCCGACUUUGUACGAAUUACCAAGUGAACGCUGUCAUGGGAGCGCGGUGCCCGGCCAGAUGAUGUAUUUGCAUAAUGAAGAGCUUUGGCCAGGGAGGUUUUAGCAGCAGUGAAGGAGGGCGGGGUGUGGAGGACACGCUCUGUAAUUGAGGAGCAAAGGUGAUUGUUUCUGCUUCUCAAUCUGCGCGGGAGCUUCUCGGCUGCAAAAGGCAGAACUGUUAGGAAGCAUCUCUCACCUGGUCGUCAGGGAGAAGCAAACAGGGGAGGCUUUCAGGAGCAGCACUGGGAAGAUGGAUAUUAAGAGCAUGAAGAGCUAUCUGUAUUGGCUGUACUGCCAGUUCGAACUCAUCACCUGCAGCUAUCUCAUGGAGCCCUGGGAAAAACUGCUCUUCUACACUUUCAACAUUUCCAUGUUAGUUAUGGUAUUGUACACCGCCUACAUCUUUGUCCCUGUCCACCUUAGCACGGCUUUUCAGUUCUUCUGGCACUUAUUUGGAAACCAGCAAGAAAACACAGUUUCUAUCGUGAAGUAACACGGCCAACCUGACGCUGACUUUUGGAUCAAAUAAGUGUUUUCUCAACACUCUGGUUUUGUUUAGAAACAGGUUCAGGGUGUGUGCAAACACUGUUUUAUUCUGCACUAUCUCUUAAUGCUCUUCUGUAUCCUGGGAAUCUCUGACAGCAACUUAUUUUGCCAAAACAAUUCAAUCAGUCCUUGUUUUUUGAUCAUUUGACCGUCUUCUUAAAGAGCUGUCAAUUUUAAAGACUGGCUGGAGUUAGCAAGCUGGGUUUGGGACAGAAUCAACCAUGCUGCACAUUUUGUUAUUCCAGGGACACCUGCUUGGAUAUGGAGAGUUUUCACCUUGAGAAAUGAUAGGGCACGCGUUUGUUCUUGCCUGCCAUAGCUUUGCUGACAGGAGAGACGUGUACGUGAAAGGUUUUGCACAAUACUUUGCAAAUAUAGGCUGCUUCUCUAAGCUUGGUAUGUGUGUACUUACAGGAUGCUUUGAUUAUUUAUUUAGUUUGCCUCAAUGAUUUAAUCCAAUGAAUUACUUAACUGGUUCACCAUCAUGAAGCAAUACAGUUGAUUGAUUAAAAAUGUGGGGAUUUGCUUCCCUGAAAAUUGAUAAUGAAA